AUACCUGGCGGACCCGAGAGGCCGCUUUCCAUCCCCGCCCUGGACCCUUCUGCGCUGCAGACACCCCCGAGACGGGGGCCCUGGACCCCAGGGCUCAAGAGGACUCAACCAGGACUUUCCAAAAGUUGCCGCGGGGCCUUCCGAUCCCCUCGGCCAUCUCCCAAGUCUGGCCAGGCUGAUGGGGCCAGUGAGGAUUCUCUGCACCUUGACAUUCAGAAGCUGAAGGAGAAGAGGGACAUGCUAGACAAGGAGAUCUCCCAACUAACAUCUGAAGGCUACAGUGUGGAUGAACUGGAGGACCACAUCUCCCAGCUCCACGAGUAUAAUGACAUCAAGGACGUAGGCCAGAUGCUGCUGGGCAAACUGGCCGUGAUCCGAGGUGUCACCACCAAAGAGUUGUAUCCAGAAUUUGGCCUGGACGUGAAUGACUGAGGAGAGGCUCACAGCCCCUUGUCCAUGGCCCACAGCUCCGAGGUUCCUGAAAUGUCCCGGUGAUGCCUGUGUAUGUGUAUGUGUAAAUAAACAUGAGUGAUUACUUCUC
Camelus dromedarius (Arabian camel) is the source of this 541-nucleotide messenger RNA. RefSeq names its product SWI5 homologous recombination repair protein (gene SWI5). The transcript is spliced from 5 exons. The record is from RefSeq and is a predicted model, not a curated record. The annotation marks the transcript as partial. Gene Ontology annotation, biological process: double-strand break repair via homologous recombination. NCBI's taxonomy places the organism in Eukaryota, Metazoa, Chordata, Mammalia, Artiodactyla, Camelidae. Gene Ontology annotation, cellular component: Swi5-Swi2 complex; Swi5-Sfr1 complex.